Molecule: messenger RNA, 507 nt
Organism: Hibiscus syriacus
Lineage: Eukaryota; Viridiplantae; Streptophyta; Magnoliopsida; Malvales; Malvaceae
Product: protein MEMO1-like
Exons: 4
Coding region: 1-507 (168 amino acids)
Source: RefSeq, a predicted model, not a curated record
AUGAAUCUUCGAGUUGAUGAAGCAGAGCAUAGCAUGGAAAUGCACUUGCCUUAUCUUGCAAAAGCAUCCAAUGAAAUUGUACCAAUUUUGAAUGGUGCUCUUAGUGCUGAAAAUGAAUCGAUGUAUGAAAAGUUGUUGGCCAAGUAUAUAGAUGAUCCUCAAAAUUUCUUCUCUGUAUCAUCAGAUUUUUGUCACUGGGGUACUCGGUUUAAUUACAUGCACUAUGACGAGAAGUAUGGUGCCAUACAUAAAUCGAUAGAAGCCUUGGACAAGAUGGGCAAGGAUAUACUAGAAACAGGAGAUGCAGAUGCAUUCGAAGAAUAUCUGUCGGAGUAUCACAAUACUAUCUGUGGACGCCAUCCAAUCAGUGUUUUCCUUCAUAUUCUAAGGAACAGUUCAAUGAGAAUAAAGAUCAAAUUCCUUAGAUACGAGCAAUCUAGUCAGUGCAAAACAACAAGAGACAGUAGUGUGAGUUAUGCAUCUGCUGCAGCAAAGUUGGAUGCUUGA